AACAGAAGUUUCUCACCUAGGAAUGCGAGGAGCGCUCCCGCAUCUCCUGCACAUCUCCACCUCUGCGCAGGAGGAGAUCCCCAAGCUGCUCUCUCCACCUCUCCUACAGCUCCCUGCAAACGAGGGGGAAGCUGCUGAGAGUCCCUAUCACGGCUGGCCUUUUAAUGUUGUAUGCAAGGAGGAAGAGGGCGAGGGAUAACUUGGUGCUGUACAACUGACCUGCGGCCCGAAGGGCCUCUGGGGAGGGGGUGCAAAACAGGAGCGGCUGGGCUGGGGGACUCCAUGCGGGGGCCAUGGACAGGGCGGCGCUCCUGGGACUGGCCCGCCUGUGCGCGCUGUGGGCAGCCCUGCUCGUGCUGUUCCCCUACGGAGCCCAAGGAAACUGGAUGUGGUUGGGCAUUGCCUCCUUCGGGGUUCCAGAGAAGCUGGGCUGCGCCAAUUUGCCGCUGAACAGCCGCCAGAAGGAGCUGUGCAAGAGAAAACCGUACCUGCUGCCGAGCAUCCGAGAGGGCGCCCGGCUGGGCAUUCAGGAGUGCAGGAGCCAGUUCAGACACGAGAGAUGGAACUGCAUGAUCACCGCCGCCGCCACCACGGCCCCGAUGGGCGCCAGCCCCCUCUUUGGCUACGAGCUGAGCAGCGGCACCAAAGAGACAGCAUUUAUUUACGCUGUGAUGGCUGCAGGCCUGGUGCAUUCUGUGACCAGGUCAUGCAGCGCAGGCAACAUGACAGAGUGUUCCUGUGACACCACCUUGCAGAACGGCGGCUCAGCAAGUGAAGGCUGGCACUGGGGGGGCUGCUCCGAUGAUGUCCAGUAUGGCAUGUGGUUCAGCAGAAAGUUCCUAGAUUUCCCCAUCGGAAACACCACGGGCAAAGAAAACAAAGUACUAUUAGCGAUGAACCUACAUAACAAUGAAGCUGGAAGGCAGGCUGUCGCCAAGUUGAUGUCAGUAGACUGCCGCUGCCACGGAGUUUCCGGCUCCUGUGCUGUGAAAACAUGCUGGAAAACCAUGUCUUCUUUUGAAAAGAUUGGUCAUUUGUUGAAGGAUAAAUACGAAAACAGUAUCCAGAUAUCAGAAAAAAUAAAGAGGAAAAUGCGCAGGAGAGAAAAAGAUCAGAGGAAAAUACCAAUCCACAAGGAUGAUCUGCUUUAUGUUAAUAAGUCUCCCAACUACUGUGUAGAAGAUAAGAAACUGGGAAUCCCAGGGACACAAGGCAGAGAAUGCAACCGUACAUCAGAGGGUGCAGAUGGCUGCAACCUCCUCUGCUGUGGCCGAGGUUACAACACCCACGUGGUCAGGCACGUGGAGAGGUGUGAGUGUAAGUUCAUCUGGUGCUGCUAUGUCCGUUGCAGGAGGUGUGAAAGCAUGACUGAUGUCCAUACUUGCAAGUAACCACUCCAUCCAGCCUUGGGCAAGAUGCCUCAGCAAUAUACAAUGGCAUUGCAACCAGAGAGGUGCCCCUCCCUGUCCAGCGCUAGUAAAAUUGACUCUUGCAGUGGAAUCCCUAGAACCUUGGACCUCUCUGAGAGUUUCCCUUACCUGAUCGACAUAUUUUCCUUUAUCUGAUCAACCCAUCGGUCAUGUGGAUUUCUUAGGAUUCUAAUGUUGAAAAGGUUUAUAUUCACCCUUUGCUGAUUUGGGGAAUAUAUGUUGACAUACAAGGAAGAUAAUCUGUUUCCUAAGGAAGAAAUAACAGGAAAGAUCCCUUAUACCAGGAGGCCUGCCAUACUCAGGAUAAGAUCCUUGAAUAUGGGACUUAGUUACAGGACUCAAUAAUGGUGGGUGAACAUUAGUCAUUUUUAAAAGACACCUCUUAUAGCAAUAAGGAGACAUUAACAUGAAUCUCAUUUAUUCUCUCAGUAUUUUAAUUGAAGAAAUCAUACUGUUUGUGUGUAGAUAGAAGAUGUUGAAAAGUUAACAUAAGCAUUGGAUGCUGACUUACUCUUUCAUGCACUUCCAAAGAAAGGUAAUCAAAAAGAAUCUUCUUAAGUGAUACAAUAUCCCUAAAAAAAUGAUCAUUACAGAUGUUUAGUGACAAAGAAUCAAUAUGUAAAAUGUAUAAUGAAUGAUUUAGAUUUUAAGUGCCUUUUCACUGGGAGAAUCUGGAAAAACCUCUAUAAAGUAUAUAGCAAUCUUUGGUCUUUAGAUUCAUACUUUUAUCACAGACCAGUUUCAACUGUUAAAAACCCACCUCUGAGAUACUGGGGGGAGGAUCCUGAAACAUGCGGGAAAAGUAGAGGUAAAAAGUGGAGGUAAAAAUAUAAUUUCAUACAUUGUAAAGAAAAGCACCCUUUAAAUGUGUAAAGACAGUGUUUUGUAAAGAAUUUUGUUUAAAAAGUUUCUAUUUUGUAAAUACAGUACUUAAGUUAUAUGAUCUAUAUUAAAACAUUUAUUGACAAAGCCCAAGAGCUAAGGCAGUAAAAUUAUCUCAUAAAUAAGAUUAGCUUCUUUUUUUUCCAUACUAUUAACACUGUUUUUUUGGACAUUGAAGAGAAUUUAACUUAGCAGUUAGUUAUGUGGAUGUGUAUUUCUUGCUAAAAUGACAGUUUUAUAUGUUACAGAUUAAAAUAUGUUGCAAAAUAUCAAAAAUUGUGCUAUUUCAGCAGUAAGAUUAACUGAAUUCUCUUUUCACAUUAGUUAUGCUUAAAUCAUAAGGUUAUUAUAAUAAAUUAUAUUAGUAAAAGUCUUAACUGGAAAAAAGAAUCUAAAUCAGAAUAGUGAUCAAUUUGUGGAUUUGAUAUCCUGGAUAUUUAUUAUAUUUUAUGUAAUGCUGCAUUUCUAUUUGAAUGUUAAGUGGUCUUUCUUGUUUUAAUAUUCAUGCAUGUAUAUUCAUCAUAUUUCACAAGGUUCCUGGUAAAAAUUACAGGGCUCUAUUUAAGGAUGUAUUUUAAUGUAAAUGCUUAUGUUUUUUAUGAAUUGUUAAAUAUUUCAGUAUUAUAUAGAAAAAAUAGAUUUUUUAAAUUCAGAAUGGACAAAGAGAAAUAUUCAUUUUCUUAUUAAUAAGAUAAAGAAAUGUUUCCCUGCCCCACAGUCUUCAUUCUAUUUCUCUUUAAUUUUAUUCACUGAGGCAGAGAAACAAUUUUUGAAAACGAGCAAACCCAUGGAAAAUGUCUCAGGUCUAAUAUUAAAAUCAAGACUAAGCAUUUAACUGUGAUCGUAAAGUUUGACAAAGUUAUUAUUUACUAAAUGAGAUACACAGAAAUGGCAAAUAUAUGAAUAUAGUGCAUAUUUAAAAGUGGUUUUCCAGUCUUUAGCAUUCCUUGAACAGAAUAAUCUGAAAAUAGACACUCUGUCCUGCCUAUUUUUUCAAAGUAAAUCUAUUUUGAACAUAAUCACCCAUUUUUAAAAAACAAAGACUGUAGUGUCUAUUAACAACCAAUUUCUUCUAUUAAUUAGAAAACCUUUCAUAAUUACCUUAUCAACUGAGUGUGAGAAUCAGGCAGCCUCUAAUUUACAAACACUUGAUUACUGUUCAGCCAUUCCUUUAAAACAGUGAUGCUGACUCAGGCACCUCUCUUUGGGAUGCCUAAGCAAAAACUCCUCCUAACUCCAAACCUGUGUCUUUGGGUUCUUCUUUUCUUCUCACGUUUGGUAUCACCAUGGAAGCCAUCCUUAAGUUUCUCACCUUUUUUUUUAGACAGUCUCACUCUGUUGCCCAGGCUAGAGUGCAGUGGCCCGAUCUCGGCUCACUGCAACCUCUGCCUUCUGGGUUCAAAUGAUUCUCCCGCUUCAGCCUCCCAAGUAGCUGGGAUUACAGGCAUGUGCCACCAUGACUAGCUAAUUUUUGUAUUUUUGGUAGAGACGGAGUUUCACCAUGUUGGCCAGGCUGGUCUCAAGCUCUUGACCUCAAGUGAUCCACCCACCUCGGCCUCCCAAAGUGUUGGGAUUUCAGGCGUGAGCUACCACGCCUGACCAUCACCUAUCUGUCUUAUUGGCUGACAGCCUGCCCUUAGCCCAUUUCCAUCCCACUCCCAGUCAUGGUACAGGAAGCACCAUGGUGCUCCUGGGAACACAAUUCUGGGACCCAAAAGCUCCUAUCUAGUCUAAACCACAUUGCCUGCAUUCAUUAGGGCCCCUUAUGUUGCAAGUAACGGAAAACUCAACCCAGACUGAUUUAAACAUUAAAUAUGUUGACUCAGUAACUAAAACCUCCAAACCUGUGACUGGUUCAGGGGAAGCUUGAUCCAUAAGCUCACACCAUGUUCCCUGGGCUCAAGUCUCUCUAUUUCUUUAGGCUGGCUACUGGCCAAGUCUUCUACUUCAGGGUCCAUGCAGUGCUGUGUCCCAACCUCUUCCAAAGUCUCCCACUCCCGGCAUCUCCGGGAUCUCUACUUUUCUUAGUAACAUGGCUGCCAUGCUUCCAGACCUCACAUUCUCCUACCUACCACUCAUUCUAAGGAAAGAGGGGUCCCAGCCUCAAGAAAGAGGUUCUCUCCUGGUUUGCUCACACAGAUGGAAAGAAAAUCUUUUCUUUCUCAGAGGGUUCAGCAAAGAGGUCUCCUGAGUCUCAAUGGUUCUAACUGAUUAAAUGUGCCUCUCUCUGAAAAAAUCACCAUGACCAUUGGGAGUUUUAGGUGAGCCAUAGGUACAUUGAUCCAUCUUAAGGCCAUCAUGACCCUGGAAGUGGAAGUGGGAUUCCCCAGAACUAAAAUUACACAGCGUGAGAAUAGACAGGGAGGUGGUUUCCCUAAAGGAAAACCAGGGUGUUAUGUUACCGGUAAGGAGUACCUGGGUGCUGGGCAGCAAAGACAUUUUCUGUCUUAGUUCUAGUGAGUUGUUUAGGAGACAGCUUUUGGUAUCAUAUGGAGCUCACAACAGACAAAGCAAACCCUGAGCACUGUGGAUUAUGUAUGUGGGCUCGAAGUGCUUUGAUUUGUUUAAAUACCUUGCAUAAUGUUAAAGGGCGAAGGGAGGUGCUCCAGUGGAUUAUUUUUCAAUUUAGGAGUUCAACUUCUUUGUAAAUUUGGAACUGCCUAAUAAAGGCAAUGGUAAGAGGCAAUGAUUCAUCCUGAAACGAAGUCAAGAAAAACAUACUAAAUGAUAUUAUCUGUAACAUCUGGAUCAGGAAGUUGAAUAAUUAAGGCAUUUUCCUGAUAAUGGUACUUACACAACAUUAACAACACGUUAAUUCUUUUUAAUAUAAACAACUGCAUUAUUUCUUUAUUCACAAUUUGGAUGAUAGUCAUUUUGUUUUGUAUUUUAAGAGACUGAUAAUUAUAUUAAAAAUAACAAUAAAAUUUUAAUUUUA
This is a messenger RNA of Symphalangus syndactylus (siamang), 5247 nucleotides long. RefSeq names its product Wnt family member 16 (gene WNT16). The record is from RefSeq and is a predicted model, not a curated record. Lineage: Eukaryota; Metazoa; Chordata; Mammalia; Primates; Hylobatidae. Gene Ontology annotation, molecular function: frizzled binding; cytokine activity. Gene Ontology annotation, biological process: cell fate commitment; canonical Wnt signaling pathway; multicellular organism development. Gene Ontology annotation, cellular component: extracellular region.